UUCUUUCUCUCGGUUAAUGGAAAUAAUGAGGUGUUUCAUACCAUCCAAACAUUGAACAAUGCAUGUGUUUAAGGUGGAUGGUCAGUUCCUGGAAACUGGAAUGCAGCUUUAUUUCACACAUUUAGAAAAGAGUUGUUUUUCUCCUUGCCCGCAUUGCUAAGACCAGGAAAAAAAGAUUGAUCCUGCUGUCAUUCAUAAAGUACAUGAAUGAAAAUGCCAAAGUCCUUUAUUAUAUCUCAGUCUUAUCAUUUUCAGUUUUGUGGCAUUUGAAUAGAGCAACUAAUAUUUGAAUAACUCAAUAUUUGAACUGACAGAUUGAUUUCAAAUAACUUUUAAAAGUAUGUGAAGGUUACUCCUGGUUCCCUUGCCAGGUAUUUGCAGUACCUAGAUUCCUUUGGUGUUGGAAGAAGGGAUUAUUAAAAGAGAUUUGGAGAAAACAUAAUCAUUUUAUGAGAGGUGCUGUAAAUUUUUUUCCCUUUCUCUAUACCCACACCUCUGACACGUGGUUGCAUGCAGUAGCUUCCAUGGUAGGCAGAACAUUCUAUUCCUCAGUUUGCCCUUUAUUUUUUAAAGAAACUGAGAAACAUCAGUUGUAAUCAUUAAGUGGCUAUGCCCCUAAUGACCUCAUGAGUAUGUUUGUAUAGCUGGGAAAUACUUUCUUCUGCUAUUGUGAUUGAAAAGAUCAUUGAUUUGGUGGAAAAUGAAAUCCCACUAAAAAAGUUAGGGUCAGUUUCGCUUUAGCGAAAUUUAGCUAAAGCUUUCUUUAGUCACCAUGCAGAACUGAGAGGAAAAAAGUAAUAUCAAAAAUAAAAAGACCUACCACCCAUAAUUAUUGUGUCAUAGAUGGCGCCUCCUUUAUGUUCUUGUUUAAUUUUUUAAAAGUAUAAUUUAUUCAACUUGUGGCCUGAAUUUACUUAGGAGUUCUGAGCAUAGUUUACUUGAUGGAGCCAUGUAGUCUUUCCAGUGUGGUUGGAAAGGAGGAACAUGGGAAUAGACCUAAGCUCUGAAUUUGAUUAGAGUAGGGGACACUGUACUGAAAUUUAUCAAACUUGGUAAGUGUGUUUGUUUCUUAAUUGGUGUUCGUCACAGCUCCAAAAAACUCUGUGUAGUGGUUGACAAUUCAAAGACUAAGUCUUCCGAGCAUUCUCAACUGUGAGGGUUGUUUUGAUAACUUGAAAGCAAACUAUUUCUGGCACCAGUCUUUUGUUCUCCCUCAAGAGAGGCCUGUCUCCUCAUUGAAGUGAGGAAAGGCUUGUUUUAUGACUGGUGCCUCCCUGGCCCUCAUUUCCUUUUUCUGUACUGGCACCAGCCUUCUCAGGAUUAGUCUUUGUUGAAUUAGUUUGUUUCAUUUGUACCAUCAAAAAUACUCCCUAAAAACUUUGAGCGAACUUCUCUUAUCUAAAAUACCGUUCACCCAGGGUGAAAUGAGAACUGUGUUUAAGUGCCAAGACCCUGUAAUUGGGACCCCUAAACCUGGUACUGGUGUGGAGAUUCAGGAGUUGGGAAAAGGCUACAAAAAGCUUCACCAGUGAUGCAUAAAAACAAAACAAAACCCAAUUGUAUAUAUUUAUAUAGUAGUGCUGUGUGUCAGUCACUCCUCCAGCCUCUUUAUAAAACUCAUUUAAUCCUUAAUUCAUUGAGAAGAGCUUAUUUUUAUCCCUCAUUUUACAUCACAGAAAGUAAAUAACUUUAAAAAGGUCACACAACCAAUAAGUUGCCAAUUGGGCUUUCAACUCAUGUAAUUUGGCUUCACAGUUUUUGCUCUUAAUUUUUUGGCAAUAUUUAACAUCCAGAAAGCCUUGGAUUCUUUCCAAUAGAAGUUUUCAGUCUUCCGGGUUGACAGUGGUAGCAAUGGAAGAUGCAGCACCACCUAGUUACUCCAGACGAUCCACAGAAUAGAGGAUGUUGCCACGAAGCCUGCCUCUGUCUUUCACACUCAGCCUGCACAGCCAUUGCCAAGCUGAGACCGAUGCCUGUAGACUGUGCUGACAAACUGAAGAGCCUAGUUAACACAGGAUGACCUAGGAGUGCCUUUCCGUCUCUAACAAGAAACUGCUCAUUAGUGACAGUGUCAGUCUUGGUUCUGAAUGCUGCAGAUCACAGCAGGCGGGAUUUCUCCUUUCUUUAUUUCUGAAACAUUCACUUGACCUUCCAUCAGUAAGACUGACUUUUCUAAUUUGCUCCAGGAGAUAUUAAUGGAAUACAGUCAUGUCCACUCAAGACGAGAGGCAGAUCAAUACUGAGUAUGCAGUGUCCUUGUUGGAACAGUUAAAACUGUUUUAUGAACAGCAGUUGUUUACUGACAUAGUGUUAAUUGUUGAGGGCACUGAGUUCCCUUGUCAUAAGAUGGUUCUUGCCACAUGUAGCUCUUAUUUCAGGGCCAUGUUCAUGAGUGGGCUAAGUGAAAGCAAACAGACACAUGUACACCUGAGGAAUGUGGAUGCAGCCACCUUACAGAUAAUAAUUACUUACGCGUACACGGGUAAUUUGACAAUAAAUGACAGCACUGUAGAACAGCUUUAUGAAACAGCUUGCUUCCUGCAGGUAGAAGAUGUGUUGCAACGUUGUCGGGAAUAUUUAAUUAAAAAAAUAAAUGCAGAGAAUUGUGUGCGAUUGUUGAGCUUUGCUGAUCUGUUCAGUUGUGAGGAAUUGAAACAAAGUGCUAAAAGAAUGGUGGAGCACAAGUUCACUGUUGUGUGUCACCAGGAAGCAUUCAUGCAGCUGUCCCAUGACCUCCUGAUAGACAUUCUCAGUAGUGACAACUUAAAUGUAGAAAAGGAGGAGACAGUUCGCGAAGCUGCUAUGCUGUGGCUAGAGUACAACACAGAAGCACGAUCCCAGUAUUUGUCUUCAGUUCUCAGCCAAAUCAGAAUCGAUGCACUUUCAGAAGUAACACAGCGAGCUUGGUUUCAAGGUCUGCCACCCAAUGAUAAGUCUGUAGUGGUUCAAGGUCUGUAUAAAUCCAUGCCCAAGUUUUUCAAACCAAGACUUGGGAUGACUAAAGAGGAGAUGAUGAUUUUCAUUGAAGCCUCUUCAGAAAAUUCUUGUAGUCUUUACUCUUCUGUCUGUUACAGUCCCCAAGCAGAAAAAGUUUACAAGCUCUGCAGCCCACCAGCUGAUUUGCAUAAAGUUGGGACCGUUGUAACUCCUGAUAAUGACAUCUAUAUAGCAGGUGGUCAGAUUCCUUUGAAAAACACAAAAACAAAUCAUAGUAAGACAAGCAAACUUCAGACUGCCUUCAGGACUGUGAAUUGCUUUUAUUGGUUUGAUGCACAGCAAAAUACCUGGUUUCCAAAGACGCCGAUGCUUUUUGUCCGAGUAAAGCCAUCCUUGGUUUGCUGUGAAGGCUAUAUUUAUGCAAUUGGAGGAGAUAGUGUAGGUGGGGAACUUAAUCGGAGGACCGUAGAAAGAUAUGACACUGAGAAGGAUGAGUGGACAAUGGUGAGCCCGUUACCUUGUGCUUGGCAGUGGAGCGCAGCAGUUGUGGUUCAUGACUGUAUCUACGUGAUGACGCUGAACCUCAUGUACUGUUACUUUCCAAGGUCUGACUCGUGGGUAGAAAUGGCCAUGAGACAGACUAGCAGGUCUUUUGCUUCAGCUGCAGCUUUUGGUGAUAAAAUUUUCUAUAUUGGAGGGUUACACAUUGCUACCAAUUCUGGUUUAAGAUUCCCUUCCAGCACUGUAGAUGGGUCUUCAGUAACUGUGGAAAUUUAUGAUGUGAAUAAAAAUGAAUGGAAAAUGGCAGCCAACAUCCCUGCUAAGAGGUACUCAGAUCCCUGCGUUCGAGCUGUUGUGAUCUCAAAUUCUCUGUGUGUGUUUAUGCGAGAAACUCACUUAAAUGAAAGAGCUAAAUAUGUCACUUACCAGUAUGAUCUGGAACUCGACCGGUGGUCUCUGCGGCAGCAUAUAUCUGAACGUGUACUGUGGGACCUAGGGAGAGAAUUCCGAUGCACUGUGGGGAAACUUUAUCCAUCCUGCCUGGAAGAAUCUCCGUGGAAACCACCAACCUAUCUUUUUCUACCGGAUGGGACAGAGGAGUUUGAACUGGAUUGAGUAAUGGUUGCACUACCACCUGUAUAGUUGGGAGUUCAGGAGGUGCACGCCUGAUUUAUGUGCUUUGUCAUUUUCUUUGCUAAAUAAGAGAGGCUAUGAAAGGACUAAUAUGAGUACAUAAAAAUCUAUCUUUGAUAAAUUUUAUUUUUAUGCCCUACUUAAUAUUUGCAUCAGUAUAAUAUAUAUCAGUGAGUCUUGCAGAAAGAUAUGCUUCCAUAAUAUGAAAUAGAUUAUCCAAUAAUUGUAAUAAUUUUAUGUGUAUCAUGAGAGCAUAGAAUCUGGAUUAUCUAACAUUGUUAGCCCUGUGUAUGUACAGUUCAAAAAGUUCACUUAUUAAACUAGUUUCCUGUUCCUAGUGUGGUAUAUCACAAAUUGUGCUGAGGUUAUUUUAGCAUAUGUAUUUCGUUCCUGUGCUUCUGUUCUGAAGUCCUGGAAUACAGUUUUUUGGUGUAAUUAGUUCAGCUGCACUUAACACUAACGUCCAUGUUGGAAUAGAAACGUCUCGAUCCUGUACUAUAGUUGAGGAAGAUCUUCCAUUUUAUGGUAUUACACAGGGAGAGCUAGGACUGCAGGACCAGUCUAACUAUACUAUUAGGUGCAUGUACUCUCUUUCUCUUUCCACUAACUUAUACUUGUCUCUAGAAUACAGGUCUUCCAAUCAGCUGGUCAUUUACCAGGUAUGGACUUAAGUUGCUGGGCUUGCAAUGAAAUUUGCUAGUCCCUCAUUGUGCGGGUCUGGGUGGAGCAUUCAUCAGUAAAUGCCUCCACUUUCUGUAUUACAUUAACAUUGGCUCAUGCGUAUAACUACCUGCUGCUGUUGUAUUUCUCCAUCUUAAAGAUUCAGAGUGGGUCAACCAGGUCAUUACAUCUUAAUUUAAUAACAAGCAUUACUGUAGAGUGAUUGUGUAGAUACCCGUUAGCCGUCAGGGUGUGUGUUUUUAACCUGUUGUGUGUGGGUAGGAUUAGAAGGGUGAACUGUUCAGGAAUUCUCUGCACUGGCUGUGCGGACGAGCAGGUAACGAGUGCUGCUCUGGCAUUCGUCCAGGAACCACUAGCAGUAGCGGCGCUGCCCAUCUAACAUGAGCACAGGUGCUUCACGACAAACAUUACUAGCAUGUUCAACUGCAUAAUGUUCUGGCACUGUAUUUCGAAUGACAUUAAUUUAUUAAAUAAGUUGUAUAUAUUCA
Myotis myotis is the source of this 5240-nucleotide messenger RNA. It is a transcript of the gene KBTBD2, whose product is annotated as kelch repeat and BTB domain containing 2. Lineage: Eukaryota; Metazoa; Chordata; Mammalia; Chiroptera; Vespertilionidae. The record is from RefSeq and is a predicted model, not a curated record. Bases 2209 to 4053 code for a protein of 614 amino acids. Gene Ontology annotation, molecular function: protein binding. The transcript has 4 exons.